Messenger RNA from Prinia subflava (tawny-flanked prinia), 7277 nucleotides. It is a transcript of the gene TMEM174, whose product is annotated as transmembrane protein 174. Bases 3019 to 3744 code for a protein of 241 amino acids. The record is from RefSeq and is a predicted model, not a curated record. Lineage: Eukaryota; Metazoa; Chordata; Aves; Passeriformes; Cisticolidae. The transcript is spliced from 2 exons.
UGAAAGGCCCGUUCACAGUGGUUCUUCAUGUGCUGCUCUUACACGUGUAAUUCAUGUUUUCCACUAAAGAGGCCAUCUGCAGUUACACAUGGGGAGAGGUCCCACUAACUCAAACCAUUGGCUCCUUAAUCUCUCUACAUUAUGGAGAGAUAAUUUGUACUUUCUCAUUUUAAAGCUAAUCAAUGUGCAAUACCAUGUGUUGUGCAGCUUCUCUGGCGUGUCCUUUGACUAAGUCCCUGCUUACAUAACUGGCAUGUAAGAAAAUAAAACCAUCCUACAACAGGCUGAUGAUGUGAGCAACUGUAAAAAUAGGUAACAUAGGGAGAAGAAAAAGGGGUUAAGUGAUGGCUGCCAGUGUUCUCUAGGAUGACUCUUCAAACAGGUUAGAGAGCUGAGGAGGUACCAAGCACCUGCUUCCAGCAGCAAGCACUGAGGGGAAGCCUGAACUGGUAAUAGAAAAUUAGGUGGAGGAACAGAAAGCAAAGUGGUGCUUGUGUUCAAGGGUAAGGUCUGAAGCAGGUGAGAACAAAACUGUAUUGAGCUAUGAAAACUGCACUCCUUCUGGAAAACCUCACUCCAACCCAUUUGCCUUGGUUUCACAAAACUCUUUUGCUUGGGAGUCAUGCCAGGUAAAAGGGAUGUAUUUAGUAAAUCAGCAUUUUUAAGUGAGUCCCCAGAACACAAACUGGCAAAGGAAAGCACUGCUCUUAAAAAAAUCAGUGAGACCCAGUAAUCUCUUAACACCUUGACAGCUGCCUGACUGCAGCUUUACCACUCUCUGGGCCAAUAAUUGCAGAAAUAUGGGGAGGCAUAGAGGAAAGUCUCUUCCAGAGAGGGGACAGUUUACAGGGAAAGGACUAAUUUUAAUGUAGAUCCUAGCACACCAAAUGGAGAGUGUUUUCCUUCCUGUUUUAAAAGUUCAAGUGGCAUGUACUUUGGAAAGAAAAAAAGAAGCCUGUGUUCUCCAGCUCUACUGUGCACUUGCUCAACAAUCAUGAAAUUGUGUCCUAGACCAGAGGCAAAGAGAUGUGGAAUGGCACAACACCCAACUUGGAAAAUUCAGAUUCCAGACAGGAUCUGAGGACAAUUCCAUGGGAUUGAAGAUGUACUCCAGCAUGAUCCCAUUGCAAAUAGCAGUUGCAGAGUUCUUGAUUGAAUGAAAGCAGCAAGGUGACACUACAUCUGUACAAACUAUUAGCUAGACAGCUACUAUAAUAUAGUGCUGCUUUUAAAAGGAUGUUGGAAAGCCUGAAAUAUUCAGCAGUGGCAAGGAUGACUCAUGGUAUGGAAAAACCUGUAAAGAGCAGUAACAGCUCAUUCCAUUAAGUUUAACAAAUGUAAGGUUAAUGGUGGCUUAGACUUUGGCUAUAAUUGCCAAUGCAAGGACAGUUUAUCUGGUAUUUCAGCACUUUCUAGUUUAGUUGUCAUCAUAAAAAGCCACUGCAUUGCAAGACUGAUCUCUUUGCUCAAGAGGUGCAGAGAAUCCUGACCAGACUUGGUGUUGUGGGAAAGGUUUGAGUGUAUUUGUCAGAAAAUUUGUUGACACCCUGGGUAGAGGGGGGUGACUUAAUAAUGCUGAGUUUGGAAUCUUUGCAGCUGUUUUUUUAAGGAAUCCAGCACUAAUAUUCCUCAAGGGCUAAAAAAUAAGAAAGACAUUUGCAAUUGCAUUCAGCAUCAGUUCCCAAGGUGCCAAAUUUGGUGAAUAGCCCUUUCCAGGAGAGAGCUGUUGUAACACAGUGUGAUGUGAAUGCACAGUAGACUAGAGGCACUUUUACUGGCUUUGAAGGAGCAGUCUGAAAGGUAAAUUUUCUACUUCUAGAGCUAUUUUUAAUCUUUUAAAUCUCAGGAUAAGCUUGCUUCCCCAGAGCUGCUGGUAGCAGGAAAUAGCAUUAUGUGUUCUACUGUCCAAGCAGUAAUCAAUGUCCUGUGUAGCACCCUGCCAUGCUAGUUGGAGAUUUUUCCUCCUUGAGGAAUUACACAAAGACAUUCUAGCAGAACCCUUCAGCAGCAAUUACUUUAGUCUGAAACUGUUAGGAAACAGGAAAUUUCAGAAGUCAAGGAUCUGUCUUGACUUAUAUGAGACAUGAGUUCAGCAGAACAAUUCAUUGUGAUAUGAGGAAGUAUCCUAGGUACCCGUGAGUACAGGAUAAGAUUCCUAACUCUGUCCAGUUUAGCAUUACAGAUAUUUUCUCAUUCCUGCAGUGAUGUGCUAUUCAGGGUAUCUGGGCAUUAUUCUCUAUAAACCCUAAAACCCAGAACAAAAAAUGUCCAGAAUUAAGGGGAAAAUAUGGAGUAAUUAUGCUACCUGCAACCAGCUGGAGAGCUUUGGCUGUCUGGAAAUAACAGAUUUCUCCCACAGCUCUCCCAGGCUUUUCAGCACUCACCAUCCUGUUGCCACUUAGGCAACACCUGCUCACCUAGGGAUUGCCCCAGAAAAAUAUCAGAAAGCCUACUUUGGUAUUUUUUUAGACAAUGAACUGCAAAAUGAGCUGCAACAGAGGUCCAGGCAUGACUAUAAAGGUCACACUUCAGAGCACAGAAAACCAUUCCUAGCAAUGGCCACGUGGAAUUUUCCUGCCGAAAGUGGAGCAGGAAGUGGAGAGCAAGGAUCUCCUCACUGCUGUUGACUAAACAUGUGCUUCCCAUAUGUUGGAUGCAUCAGCUAGCUGGGGCCAAGGGAAAGCUGCAAUAGCCCCAGCUUCCUUUUUCUGCUAUCCAGAAUGAGCACAGUAUCAGGGGUGUCAAAUUAAACAAGAAGAAACUCAGAGAGACAGGCAGGGGUGAAUGCAUUUCAGAAGUGAUGGUGAUAACUCCAGAAAUCUUUAGUGGUGGCUUCAGGCUUCACUUCCCAGACCUUUGUUCUUCCAAGCAAAGUUUAUUCUUUCAAAUCAUGGACUCUGUUAACCAUACACACACAAAGUUCUUGAAUAACUAACCUGAACCUUCGACUUUAAAUGCUCUGCCAAGUCCUUUUCAAGCCCCCUUUCUCUGGAAGGAGAAGAUACAUUCUACUCAGUAAUGGAGCAGAGCAACAACAAUGUAGAAGAUUUCUCCUUGAAUGUCUUUUCUGUCACUCCUCGUCAGCCAAGCAGAUCUGAUGCCCUGGUGUCAGACGGGGAUAAAGCUGGCACCACUCUGCUCUUUUCAGGUGUGUUUUUGGGGCUGGUGGGGAUCACCUUCACCGUGAUGGGAUGGAUAAAAUACGACGGCAUCACUCACCUGGAGUGGACUCAGUUACUGGGGCCCAUCCUGCUCUCUGUCGGGGUGACUUUUAUCCUGAUCGCCGUCUGUAAAUUUAACAUGCUGACCUGCAAGCCCUGUAAGGAGAGGGAGGAGAGCGCGUCAGAGCCCGAGCAGGCUGCGAGCGGGCAGUCCUUUGUCUUCACGGGCAUUAACCAGCCCAUCACCUUCCACGGUGCCACGGUGGUCCAGUACAUCCCGCCGCCCUACCCAUCCCCGGAGGGCGCUGCCGGCUGCCUCCACCCCGUGCUCGGCUGCUGCUCCGCUGCUGCCCCCGGCACCUCGCCGGUCCUGGCUGCGGCUUCUCCUCGCUUCUGCCCUGCCUACGUCCUGGACAACCUGGCUUUUACCGGAGAGGAGAACUACGCUGCCUAUCCUGCAGAGGAUCCCAGGAGUCAGAGGUCAGAGGACAGUUCUGAUGAACCAGAAGGACUCCUGGAAGACUGUGCCUGUAAUAACUUGUCACCUCCACGUUAUGAGGAAAUAUACCCUUUGUCUUCAUGAAAUCAUCAUGGACAAGAGACAACAAUCCUAAGAGAUGACAACAAGAAUCCCAAAAAAUCUUUUCUUUCAAACACUUGUGUUUGUGGGCAAGAUCUUGGUAUUUGUACCAAGUUCAGUUCAGUAUCACUGAAGAUACUUAACUGAUCCAUUUCUUUUUCUCUGUCAAAAUUUGUUAGCCCUUUGCAAUGCAGCAUAAUAGCAGAGCUAUUAAUUAUUUAAUAGCAAAACUAUUAAUAGCAAAGCUAUUAAACUUGGGGAUCUAAAUCCAUAUUAGGAUUCUUCAACAAGAAGCUUGAUUUUCAGGCUUGCUGAAACCAGUGUAAACUGUGAAUGCACAAGAUGUUUGUGGAAAAUUGUGAUUGCUCCUAGAUAUUCAGCAUAUUUAGAAAAUACUUGAUUUUUUUUUCUUGAUGUAUUUUCAUUCUUGAUUGCUUGGGGAACUUCCAAAGUGCUCAAGUGUCUAAUCCAUGAAACUGUAUUUUAUAUCUUAAUUUUGUGUGAUUCUUUAGAAGAGCUUACUCAUUCAUAAGUCCAAUCUACAGAUUAGAUUUCCUUAGCUUGCUUUACCUGGACAAACCAGUCCUGUUGCAUAACCCAGUCCUGUAGGUGUAUUUUUAGAGCAUCCUGCUUGAACCACAGAAGAGAGAAAACAAAUAGUGACUUCUGCCCAUUUUUACACAGAUCUCUAAGUCAUCCUGCAUGCAUGAAAUUCAGUUCCCUUCUCUGCCUGAUGGGAGGCAAUGCACAGUCUCCCACCAGGAGUCCUAAUAACUAUGAGGUUAAUGUCUCUAAAGAAAAUGACAUUUUUUGAAGCCUCAGCAGAGAUGUGUGAUCCCACCACUGUUCAGGACUUUGACAAUCAGAGCUGCUGCACCCCCACUCUGUGGGAGGGCUGUGGGGAAACCCCUCUGAGGUCCCUUCCUGUUUGAAUGUGGGUCUUGGGCACACAGCCCAGGCUGCAGGUUGGCCCCAGAAUAUCUAGACAACUGCGGUAAAAUUCCUUGCUCAAGUACAGCUUGGUUCCAUGCCUUGAAUCCACAAUGAUUUGAGAUUGGCUCAUUUGAUUAGAGAAUGGUGUUGCUGAACACCAAGACUCUGGGUUUGAUCCCUGUAUGGGCCACUUAAGGUUUGGACUUGAUGAUCCUUGUCAGUCCUUCCAAUUAACAAUAUUCCGCUAUUCUGUGAAAUGUAUUUACAGCUGUAUUUAACAAAAGAUAAAGUGUAUUAGCUCUGAAAUUUUGCAAUCCAGACUGAAGAUCCCAAAAUCUUUGCUCCGGAGCUUUUUAAACCCCAGAGCAGUGACAGUGCUGAGUCCCUACUUUUUUAUUUUGUUUUUCUACAUCUGUUUCAGAUCCUGCUUUUGAAUGUACCUAGAAGUGGGAUAGAGUUGGACAAGCCAGUAUUUCCCAAUGAUGAAGGGGAAACCCAUUAGGUUUGCUUAUCUCCCUCAGAGAGCUCAAACCAAAAGCUGCUCUCAGCUCUCACCUGCACAGGUCAGUGUCUGAAGUGGCCAAGCUGUGCAGUGCUGGUGUGGCUCAGUCUCCUGGCCUGGCACAGCACAGCUAAAAGCAGGUGUCCAUUGUGGACUGCAUCAGCUUUCUCUGACUUGUCAGUGCAGCUGUCUGGGCUCUUGCCAGGUUUCACCCACCUGUGACUGAGCUCCUUCCUGGGGCUGGAGGAGGCUGACAUUUGAGCACAGACAAUUGCAAACCAACCUGAUGUAGAUGACAGCUGGAGGUCUCAGAGUUUCUAUGCAGCUCCUCCAGCAAUCAGGAGACACAGCUCUGGAUGGAGAUGUGCAUUCAGAGCAUUGCCCAGCUGCAUGGACCUGCACAACUCACUGUCCUGCACACUCAGAGGUUGCCAAGAAAUAAAGCAUUUGGGGGGAGGCACAAAACAAUCUCUGUGCUCUGCAGUGAUGGACAAGACACUGACAGAAGUCAUAUUUGGGACACACCAUUUAAACAGACUCAAAGCUGGAUUAGCAACUGCAGCAGCAGCUGCUGAACAGUGACUGCAAGCUUUGUGUGAGGUUUUUCUCAUUAGAGAAAUAUGGGACACGCUGUUUCCCAGCAGUGGUGGCCUGGUGUUAGCAGGUAGUUGGAGAAGGGGAGGCAUGCUGUGUUCAGCAUGAUCCCGAUGGGAUUGAGCAAGAGAACAGAGGAUCUAAAAAUAAAUGCUAGUUUCUCUUAUGGAAGUGUCUUGCUCCUUUUCUGGAAUUUGCACAGAGGUGAACUCAUCUUCCCUCCACAGCAGGAAGCUGGAUGGUCCCAAAUCCCCAGUUAGUUCCACAUGGACAGAGCCCUGCACUUAGCACUUAGUUCUGCUGACUCCAGCAAGCACUGCAGUAGCACAGAGGUCAGGCUUGAUGGAUCCAAUUGCAGGACUAGGGUCAGAAUUUCUGCCCAGUCACCCUCCCCCACAACAAGAAAAUUCCUGCAGUCAAACACCACAGAUUUUUCCUGCUCUUCCCUCCUCCCUGCCCCCAUCCCCCUGGCAUAAGUUUCGUGUGUUAAUAGUAUCUUUAUUUUUAUUACAUCAAAUAAUACUGGCAGAGUAAAUGAAGAAAACUCAGAGGGUUGUGCUGUGGACUCUGUUGAUUUUAAAGUUUACUUCUAGCAACACUAUAUUCAUUGAAAAGAGUUGGAAGGGUCUUGGACUUCUCUUUAAAGAGAAGAUUGAAUAUUUAGUUUAAAUAACUACAUACUGAAUUUGUCUUGACCCAGCAGAUGAAUUCUGGCUGAAAUCUUGUGGGAGUCUUCUCACACUCAACAGAUAUUUGAGAAGCUCCAGGGUGGUGACAUUUCCUUGCUGUAUUGAGUGAUGAUCAUCAAUUUUAAGAACAGAGACAAGUUCCAUAAAGGCUUUUUCUUCCUUCUCUUCCUUCUCUUCAUUCCACCUUCUACUUUCAUCCUUUUUUUUUUCCAUUUUGACAGUCUUUUUAACUUCAGGAUUUGUGGGGGUUGCUGGGGGUGCGUGUGUUGUCUUUGUUUGUUUGAAUUUUGGAAAUUUUGUUAGUUUGUUCUUACUGUGAUAUAAGCAUCACAUGGAUUCACUUCUUAGCAUUAAGAAUUCUUUCUGCCCAGUGAUGAGUUAAAGAACAAACCUCUUCAGCCAAGUCUUCAGCCACGGUGAACUGUCACAGCCCUUCUGGAUUAUACUGAUGUAACCCCACAAAGCACCUGAAAGACUGUGUUUGAGAUUUUGCUCAAUCCAUUUUUAAUUUAGGAUGGUGCUCUUUAAGCAGCAUUGCAUUCCUCCACAUUGCCUUCAAUACUAGUGCAGACCUGCAGAAAAUAUUGGGGAUUUAACAGUUUAUAAUAUGUCUUUUAUUCUAGUCAUAGUGAUCAAAUGUUGUAUGUAUUGUCAGCUAUGUAACCCUGCAUGAAUUCUUGGGAUUUUUCCCAAUAUAACUAUAUUUAUAAGAAUUUGGUCAUAAACUGGUUGACAUAUGAAAUCAGUAGAGGCAUGUUUAUUGAUGUGAAACUGAGCAUCACCUAUUCAUUUCAGUAAAAACUCUGCACAGAAGUUCC